Messenger RNA from Frankliniella occidentalis (western flower thrips), 387 nucleotides. RefSeq names its product putative heat shock 70 kDa protein 7. The transcript is spliced from 3 exons. Gene Ontology annotation, cellular component: cytoplasm. Gene Ontology annotation, molecular function: ATP binding; ATP-dependent protein folding chaperone; misfolded protein binding. NCBI's taxonomy places the organism in Eukaryota, Metazoa, Arthropoda, Insecta, Thysanoptera, Thripidae. Gene Ontology annotation, biological process: cellular response to unfolded protein; protein refolding. The record is from RefSeq and is a predicted model, not a curated record. The annotation marks the transcript as partial.
AUGGACAAAAUGAGUCAAGGUGCGGGUACCGGUGCGCCGCCCUCCGGCCGCGGGCCCAUCGUGGGCAUCGACUUGGGGACGACGUACUCCGUGGUGGCGGUCCACCUCAAGGGCCGCGUGGAGAUCCUGAGCAACGACAGCGGCUCCAGGACGACGCCGAGCGUCGUGGGCUUCCUCAGCGGCGACAACUUCGUCGGCGAGGCGGCCAGGGACCUGCCGCCGCAGUCCCAGGUGUUCGACGCCAAGCGGUUGAUCGGGCGGCCCUGGAAGCACGUAGUGAACCUCGCCUGCAGGAAGCACUGGCCCUUCGGCGUGUUCGACGACUGUGGGGUGCCGCGCAUCAAGGUCAAGGUGGACGACAGGGAAGAGGAGUUCGCACCUGAAGAA